This is a messenger RNA of Styela clava, 1168 nucleotides long. NCBI's taxonomy places the organism in Eukaryota, Metazoa, Chordata, Ascidiacea, Stolidobranchia, Styelidae. The record is from RefSeq and is a predicted model, not a curated record.
AUCAUAAUGGGUGGGGGAGCGUCCAAAGUUCUGCCCGAAGAUACACAAAUUGUUGUAGUUGGUGGCGGCUUUGCUGGCAUCCGUGUUGCGCUGGACUUGCUUCAUACAGGAAAAGUGAAGCUGAUCGACCCCAAAGACAGUUUGUUUUAUAACCUUGGAGCACUGCGUUCUUGUGUCGAACCUAGUUUUGCGAAUUACAUAUAUAUACCAUACCAAGAAACAUUCGGAGAUGCCUUUUUACGAGGAAAGGUGGUUAAGAUCAAUAAGGAUGCAAAUACGGUCACCCUUGAUGACGGGCAAGAUAUUCCAUAUACACACCUGGUACUCGCAACUGGUGGCGGUGGCCCGUUUCCCGCCAAGAUGUCGAUAGAAUAUCCCAAAAUCUCAAAGGAAGAAGGAUUGCAGUUAUACAAAGAUAUUAACAAAGAAAUUCUCGAAUCCGACACUAUUGUUUGUGUUGGGGGUGGAGCAGUGGGCGUGGAACUUUCGGGAGAACUAAAAACCGACUUUCCGGAUAAGAGAAUAAUUCUUAUUCACUCAAACGAAGUGUUAUGUUCUAACAGACUGAAAGCAGGUACCCAGUCUAAACUACAAGCUCUCGUUAAAAGAAAGGGGAUAGAAUUGAUGCUGAAUGAAAGAGUGUCGAAUCUUAAUGAGUUACAAAUCAACAAGUGCACAAAAGAUCAAGUUUUGAAAACAGAAAGCGGCAAAGAAAUUAAGGUGGACUUGGUGUUCAGAUGCACGGGAGUUAAGCUCUUGACGGACGAUUUCAAGGACGCUCUCGGUGACGCCAUAAACGAUCGAGGGCAAGUGAAGGUUGAUCAAUUUCUAAAAGUAGAAGGCACAGACAACAUUUUUGCUCUAGGAGACAUCACAAAUGUAGACGAGGAAAAGAUGCUGGUGACUGCAUAUGCCCAGGGUGCUUCGUUGUCAAAUAAUCUAUUUGCUUGCGUUGACGGGCGGGCAAUGAAGCCAUACAAGUCGGGAAGCUUUGGAAUGGCCGUGCCUGUGGGCAGAGACGCUGGGGUAGCCGAACUGGGAGGUAUUGUCUUCGGCGACAUGGUAACCAGAAAUAUAAAAUCAGACAGACUGUUCAUCGAUAAAACUUGGCGUCAAAUGAAGCAGAAGCUUCCCAAAGUAUAAAUAGCAAGAACAAUUUUGUGGACUU